AUGGCGGCAUCAACUAGGGACCUAUUAAUAAAACUGCCGACAAGCACAAUACUUGAAACAAGACUAUCCACAACGACUUCAGGGGUUCCCGCACUGACGACCGUUCUCAAUCUGCCAUCCUCGUGUCUAGCUGAUAUAUGGCUUGAUUUUUGUUACGUACCCUCAACCUCUGACAGCGACGUAAUCUCUGACAUAUAUGACUAUGUACGCCUCGGCCCACGACUGUGGGAUUCUAACUGUUUCCCAUUGGGCUAUUCCCCAGAAACAACGGAUUCCGUGUUUUAUUCUCCAGGGGUAUGCCCACAGAGCUAUAUACAAGCAUGUUCGAGUAAAUUUACCGCUGGCACUGUUACAGAAACCCAGGCAAUAUGCUGUCCGACCGAUUACUCCUGUCAAAAAAAUACCGAUUGGCCGUGGCGACUCACGAAUCAAUGUGUAUUUCGACUUUCGUCUACGUCAAUCUUCCUAAUAACGAACUCGUUGGCUGGGCCAAUUAGCUCUGUCACAGAGACAGCAACGAGUGGUUACGAGAUCAAUGCUUACGGUAUCAGUAUCAGAUACCAGUCCAGUGAUUUUGUAUCAGCGCCAACAAAAAUCUCUUCUUCCUCUACUUCUCCAUCAACCGCGGCAACCACAGGCACUUCCCCACCCACGUUGAUCGCAACAUCAGCACCAGAAACAAACCACCCUUCAGGCCUAUCCAGUGGUGCAGGAGCAGGCAUCGGUGUUGGCGUAACUAUUGCAGUGUUUGCUCUAGUUGGUUCUGGUCUUUUCUAUUUCUUCCGUCGUCGACGAUCAACUUCAACCACGUAUGAAGCGACAUCAGUGACACCAAUGACGCCAACGCCACCAACACCGCCGUCGGAGUCACACGAUAGAUCAGAACUGGUCGGUAGCCAGGUAUACACAGAACAUGAAUUUGAACACAUUCCACGACAGGACGUUGUUACCCUAGCGCAGCCUCCGAGUCAUUCGGACCUAGUCCGGCCGGGAUCAGGUAAAGAGUGA
Messenger RNA from Talaromyces rugulosus, 1008 nucleotides. RefSeq lists its product as uncharacterized. The record is from RefSeq and is a predicted model, not a curated record. Bases 1 to 1008 code for a protein of 335 amino acids. The transcript is spliced from 2 exons. Lineage: Eukaryota; Fungi; Ascomycota; Eurotiomycetes; Eurotiales; Trichocomaceae.